Vigna umbellata (rice bean) is the source of this 2750-nucleotide messenger RNA. RefSeq names its product protein tesmin/TSO1-like CXC 2. The record is from RefSeq and is a predicted model, not a curated record. Gene Ontology annotation, molecular function: DNA-binding transcription factor activity. NCBI's taxonomy places the organism in Eukaryota, Viridiplantae, Streptophyta, Magnoliopsida, Fabales, Fabaceae.
AGGGUCGGGGAGAGAAACUCGGUUCUCCCGCCUCUUGAAUUCUUGAAUCCCUGAAACAGUAAAGUAAGCAAAGCAAACCCUUCAUUUUCACAUUCACCACUCUCAGUCUCAGAGAGAGGAUCGAAUGUUGAUUCUCCUCUUUUUUCUCUCUGCAAAUGGACACGCCAGAUAGGAGCAAGAUCAACACCCCUCUUUCUCAGUUUGAGGAUUCACCUGUAUUUAACUAUAUCAGUAAUCUAUCUCCUAUAGAGCCUGUUAAGUCUGUUCACAUUACCCAGACCUUCAAUUCGCUUAGCUUCUCAUCUCCUCCAUCUGUUUUCACAUCACCCCAUGUCAAUUGUCACAGAGAAUCCAGAUUCCUCAGGAGGCAUAACCUUUUGGAUGCAUCCAAAUGUAAGGGUUCAUCUGAAGAUAUAAACAAUGUUUAUUCAUGUGAAAAGACUCCCGCAGAUUCAACUCAGCCAUGUCAUGAAUCAAGUGAGCCACAGGAAAAUACCAAUCCAAAUAUUUCCAUAAGAGAUACCUCAAUCGAGCCAUGUGAUGAAAACCCAAAUAUCUCAAUUGAGGUCCCACAAGGCUUGAAGUAUAAUUUGGCUAGCCCAGGAUAUGAACCUGUGAUCUGUGCUGAUGAGGCUGACUCUCUUUUGGAACUGCCAGGCAAACCAGGAUCAGAUGUUUCUUAUGUUCCAGAUGACUCUGAAAAGGAUUCAAUUGAGGGUGAAAUGCAUCUUCCAGCUUUAUGUCAAAAUGAGGAAAAAAUUGAAGGACCAAAUUGUGGUGUGGAUGAUUUAAUUAAUGAAGCCUCUGAUCUGUUAAUGUUUAGUCCCCCAAAUAUGAAAGAAGCUUUUAAGGAUAUAAAUAAACAAUUAAAUCCUUCAACAAAGCUUACCAAUUUGAGGACUUUGUUACGACAAUCUGCUACCAAUGAUGGUCAUCAAAUGCACAUUGUUGAUACAGUUGCUUCUGGUUCAGAACAUGAAAUUGAAAAUCAUCCUUGUGAAUCAGGAGCAGCCACAGACACAGUUCAGAGACAAGGCAAACAUAACAAUGUUGCUUUGGUGGCUAGCAAUCCCAUUGAGAAAGUGGAUGAUAAGCUUGUUUAUGUGACACACCGUGGUAUACGGAGACGCUGUUUAGAUUUUGAGAUGGCUAGUGUCCAAAGGAAGAAUCUAGAUGGUAAAUCAAACACCAAUUCCAGUGCAGAAAAAUCUGAUGAGAUGGAUGUUAGUAAAGGAAAGCAACUGCUCCCCAUUAAACAUAGUGGGGAUUCACGGAAGUGUGUUUUGCCUGGAAUUGGUUUGCACUUGAAUGCCCUUGCUAGCUUAAAUGAUUGCAAAAACAUAAAAAUUGAGACAUUGCUAUCUGGAAGGCAACCUAACCUUCCCAGCUCCUCCUCAUCCUUGCAACUUUCUGCAAGCCAAGAUCAUCAACUAUCUUUGGUACCUACAUCAGUGGAAAAAGAUAUGGAGCAAUCAGAUAAUGAAGUUCAGCCUGGUGAAGAUUGUACCCAGCCUUUGGUUCACAUGCCUGGUGAAGAUUGCACCCAGCCUUUGGUUCACAUGCCUGGUGAAGAUUGUACCCAGCCCUUGGUUCACAUGCCUGGUGAAGAUUUCCAGCAGAAUAGCCCUAAAAAGAAAAGGCGCAGGUUGGAACAAGAUGGGGAAGGGGAGUCUUGCAAGCGUUGUAAUUGUAAGAAAUCAAAGUGUUUGAAGCUUUAUUGUGAGUGCUUUGCUGCGGGAGUCUACUGCAUAGAGCCCUGUUCAUGUCGUGAUUGCUUUAACAAACCUAUUCAUGUUGAUACCGUCCUUCAAACUCGCCAGCAGAUUGAGUCUCGAAAUCCACUUGCUUUUGCUCCUAAAGUCAUACGGAGUUCUGAUUCUGUACCUGAAAUUGGGGAUGACCCUAACAAAACUCCAGCUUCAGCCCGACACAAAAGAGGAUGUAAUUGCAAGAAAUCAAGCUGCCUAAAGAAAUACUGUGAAUGUUAUCAGGGUGGUGUUGGUUGCUCCAUAAGCUGCAGAUGUGAAGGAUGCAAGAACACGUAUGGUAGAAAGGAUGGUUCUGUUCAUUCUGGAAUAGAAGCCAAGCCCGAAGAAGAAACAGAAGCAUGUGAAAAGGGUGUGAUGGAAAAUGCUUCACAUAAAACUGAAACACAAAAUACUGAAGACCAUCCUGAUCAUGCUCUUCCUACAACACCAUUACGUCUUUCCAGAUCAUUGAUCCCAUUACCCUUUUCAUCAAAGGGUAAGCCACCAAGAUCUUUUGUUACUACCAUCUCCAGUUCUGGAUUGUUUGUCAGCCAAAAGCUCGGGAAAUCAAGUGCUCCGCGGUCUCAACCUAAAUUUGAAAUGCCUGUGCAAACUGUUCCGGAUGAUGACUCUCCUGUCACCUGCAUCAAAACUUCUUCUCCAAAUGGCAAGAGGAUCUCCUCUCCUAAUUGUGACGUGGGAUCAUCUCCUACUCGCAGAGGUGGGAGGAAGUUGAUCUUACAAUCUAUCCCUUCAUUUCCUUCUCUCACCCCUCACAAUCUUCGGAGUGACUGAGGAUCUAAUCUUCUUAAGUUAGCCUCUUGGUUCCCGUUUCCAGUUUGUUGCAGUUGGAGCUGUAUGCGUAGGUGAAUGAAUGUAAAUGUUGAGCUCUCUUUUACUUUCGUAAUAAUAUGUUGCUUUCAUUUCUUACUGUACAACUUCACUUCAGUUGUAUUAUAUCUUAACUACCGGUUAUCAUCUAUCCUAAGAGUACUUGGAGAA